CGCGCCGCCAUUGACCUUGAUGUUGCCCAAGUUCCGGCACGUCACGCUAGACGCGACUGGCACGCUGUUUCGACCAAGGAACUGCGUCGCGUCAGUGUACAUGGAUCACUUUCUCGCCAUCAUGCCGCCGCUGAUUCGCCCCGUGUCGGAGGACGCUGUCUCCAUCAAAGCGUUUGGGCAAGCAUUCAAGACGCACUUGGCCGCGUCGCCCAAUUUUGGAAUGGAUGGACAGUCGGAGACGGCAAAACCAUGGUGGGGUCGAGUCAUUUUCGAUACAUUUCCUGCAGACAUGCAAACCCACAUGAAAGCUCACCCAGAGCCCGCCACACAGUUGAUUGAUGCGCUCUACACGUAUUACGCCUGCGGGGAUGCCUGGGAGGUGUAUCCCGACGUAAGACCUGCAUUGGAUGCACUGCAUGCGGAAAACGUAUCGAUCGGCGUCAUCUCGAACUUUGACAACAGAUUGCAUAGCAUUCUGCGUGAUCUGGACCUGGACUCAAGGGUUGAUUUUGUGCUCACGUCGUGGGACCAUCGAGUCAUGAAACCUGACCCCUCCAUCUUUCAUGAGGCUGCAAGAAGGCUGCACUGCCGCCCGGCAGAUUUGCUGCAUGUUGGGGAUGACGUUCGCAACGACUAUGUCGGUGCAGUGGCUGCUGGGUGCUCGGCUAGUCUCUUGGAUCGUGGCAGUCAGGCUUGCAAUACCUCGACUCGGGUGGAGCAUACCGUGACCUCUUUGCUAGACAUUCUUGCAAAAAUCUGAAUGUCCAGUACCUGAGGCGUAUCGUCAGCCGUACGACGACGUUAGAUCUCCAUCCAUCUCUGCUCUCCUUAAUGUGAUGUGCAUGGGGCGAA
Messenger RNA from Aphanomyces invadans, 852 nucleotides. RefSeq lists its product as hypothetical. The transcript has 2 exons. The record is from RefSeq and is a predicted model, not a curated record. NCBI's taxonomy places the organism in Eukaryota, Oomycota, Saprolegniomycetes, Saprolegniales, Verrucalvaceae. Bases 20 to 760 code for a protein of 246 amino acids.